CCUCGCCUGCCCUCGCGCGCUCCGCCCUCGCCCUCCGCCCCCGGAGUUAUCCGCGCUCGGCCUCCCGCGCCGGGCGGGCUCCGCCCGAGGCUCCGGAGCCCAUGGCCAAGCGGCGUGCGGCCGAGCCGCUGACGUUCCACGUGCCUUGGAAGCGGCUCCUGCUCUGCGACUUCCCCGAGGAGCCGCCGCCGCUCUGGAUCCCGCCGCCGGGGGCCUCCCAUCCCGGGCAGCCGGUCGGCGUCCCGGAGCUGCCCCGAAAGCGCAAAAUCGACGCGGGGGCUAUGACUGAGCCUUCCGCUUCGCCCAGCAAGCGCCGCGACGGCCAGGACAGCAGCGUUCCGGGCGGCGUGCAGCGUGAGGGCCGAGGCCUGGAGACGGGCGAGCCGCCGCAGCCGCUGCCUCCCGUGCGGCCCCCGGGGCCAGGGGAGGAGCCCCGGGGCGCCCGGCCCCCGAGGGGCGGUGGCGACGACGGGGCGGGGCGCACAGAGCCGCGGCGGGGAGACUGGGGGGCAGCACCGCGCCAGCUCAAUGAAGAAUUUUGGCAGUAUAACACCUUCCAGUACUGGAGGAAUCCUUUACCACCUAUUGAUCUGGCAGACAUUGAAGAUGUAGUUGAAGACAACCUGCCAGAAGCAACGCUUCAGGGCAAGGAUGAAGUGGUUGAGAUUGACAUGGAGUCCUGACAGAGGGGCUGAAGAAUAGGUUUCUUCCGAAUUUGAGGAGGCACCUCUUAAGUGAAUUCACAUAUUCUUAAGGAAAAAAGUUAUUUUCCAUACUUGAUGUGAUACCAUUCCCAAACCUGGAAAAUGAGGAAAAGUUGUUUUAAAGAUAAAUGCCUACAGUCAGUGCUGAAACUUUCAAAAGGGAUUUGUCAAGGAUGUAGUGCAGUUACAGGGGAAGUGUUUUAUAUAUGUACUCUUAAAGAAAAAUUUAUGUUUAGACUCAAUUUGAAAAUACUGAUCUUAUAGAAAGGAAUUCUGACAGUUUUAGAAGUAGGUGGGGAACACUCAAAUAUUCCUCUUCUCUGUACCAAAAAGUUAAUUUGUGGUACAUGAAAUGAAUAUUGUUUUAUAAUAACUCUUAUUAAUAAAAUGCUUUCUAGUACAUUGUAUUGACUCCUCUAAGUUGAAUGGAUAGCUGACUGAAACAUCUAUGCAAACUUAAAAUGUAGGGGGUUAAAGGUGGUAUAGUUUUAAAAGAACUUUCUAAAUGUAAAGUAGUGAGAAUUUCAUUUGGGUAGCACGUUUGCAUAGUUUCCAAUGUUUGAUAUUUGUUGGGGAAUCCUAAAUGGAUAAAGAACAAUGAGGAGCAAAUAGGUGCUUCCCCCCUUUUCCUAGGAUGAAAAGAAAGAAAUUUAGUUGUAUUUCUUAAUUUCUUGGUUUUGAAUUGUUUUGACGGCAUGGUUUUUAUUGCUUCUAACUUAAGACUUGUUCUCAACACAGACGACACUUCAGAAACCCUUGCCUGAGCCCCACUGGAGAGACUCCCAUUUAACUGAGAUGGGCCUUGGUUAUAGCUAUUUUUUUAAGCACCAGCCCUCCUUUUCCCCAGUCCUAAUGUGCAGACAACUUUGAGAACCACCAGACUAAUGGUAGUUUUUCCUAUUUAAAGGAGAUAACUAAUUUGAGAUGAAGCAACUCCUCUUAAUUAGCUUUGUUUUUAUUUCGCUCUUUUGGUGGCUUUGUUACAACUUAAAUUAUUGUGUUAUUACUAUUUCAUUGUUAAAAAAAUAAAGUAAGCAGUUUGUGUUUGAGUUGAGUAUCAAUGAUUAAGUUAAUUAACUUUUGUACUACAUCUAGAAUGUUUUCUUUGUAAUCAAGUAACUUGUCCUUGUAUGUUUUUUGUUGGUGACAGUAGAUCCAAAAUUCAGAAAGGGUGAUAAAUGCCCAUGAGAGAGAAAAAAAAGCCCAAUGUUUUUUAUAUAUCUGUAGGAUUUAAGUAUGGGUUGACAUUAAUGAGAAUAUUCUAGAACAAAAGACAUGUACUGUGGUUAAGAAUUAAGGCUUUGGUGUCAGACAUGAUUCAAAGGCUUGUACUGCCACUUUCUACUUAUGUAACAUUAAGCAAGUUAUUUUUCAUCCUCAA
Molecule: messenger RNA, 2085 nt
Organism: Callorhinus ursinus (northern fur seal)
Lineage: Eukaryota; Metazoa; Chordata; Mammalia; Carnivora; Otariidae
Gene: CUNH9orf40
Product: chromosome unknown C9orf40 homolog
Source: RefSeq, a predicted model, not a curated record